Trichomonas vaginalis G3 is the source of this 1605-nucleotide messenger RNA. RefSeq lists its product as uncharacterized. NCBI's taxonomy places the organism in Eukaryota, Parabasalia, Trichomonadida, Trichomonadidae. The record is from RefSeq and is a predicted model, not a curated record. Bases 1 to 1605 code for a protein of 534 amino acids. The transcript has a single exon.
AUGGAGAAAAGCGUAAAUACGAGAAAUACGCCUGACAAAGGACAUGCAAAUAAAAAGUCAAAGCAAAACGAUUCAUCUUACUCAUAUUUUUCUGAUGAAUAUGAAUAUUACUCAGAUGAAGAGGAAGAAUAUUCUUACGAAGAAGAGAACAAAGAGAAUUUGAUGGGAAAACGAAAAUCUGCUCAGAAAGAAAAAGAAAAAUCAACAAAUAACCCUCCGAAAUUAAUAAUACAAGAUAAUAACCAAAAUAAACCAGUAUCAUAUCAUGUUGAUGAUGAAAAUCUCAAUGUGACACCACAAAUUCACGAUUCUCCAAACAUUACAGAAAUUGAUCCAAAAAUUUUACAAAUUGAUGAUGAUACGAACAAAUCUACAGAAACUAUAGAUAAAAACAACGAGUCAAAUCAAAAUACAAAUAUAAAUGAUAAAAAUAAAAUCGAAACCAAAUUUUUCACUACAGAGAGCGAAAUUCGUGAACCAGAAACAUCUAAAAUGCACGAAAUCAGAGAACCACCAAGAAAAGAAACGAAAAAUACAAAUGAAUUCAAUUUGAAAAAACGAAUUUCAAACAUGGUUCAUAAAUCAGAAGUCAAAUCAAUCCAUGAACCAGAAAACACACAAAAUAGUGGAAAACAUCGUCCGGGAGUUCAUAAACGACGAAAAGUUGUUUAUCGAAAUGAAUCUACAGUCAAUGAAACACGAAUUAAUGAAUUGAAAGAACAAUCAAUGAAGAGAAAGAUUUCAAGUAAAGUUACACAAGAAGAAUACGAUACAUUACUUAACAAAUUAGAAGAAGAACGAAAUUCAUUUUCAGAUGAACGAAAGUUUGAUGAAAGUAUGAAAAUCCAACGUGCAAUUAACUAUGUUGAAAACAAACGACGAAACGAGAUUCAUCAAGAAAUUGAGCAUGAAAAGAAAAAGCGACGAGAAGAAAGUAUUAAAAACAUUAAAGAAGAAAUAACAUUAUUUGACAAGAAAACGAAAGAGAUGCUUAAAGAAUUAGAACAUAAACAUAAAGAACAAGAAGAAAUACUUCUUAAAACACAUGAAGAAGAAUUUAAAGAUCUCGAAACAGAGUGGUCAUCCGAACACAAAGUUCGAAUGUACAAUCGUCCAUCGGCUCGCUUACUUUCUCUUAUGAAACAACUCGAAUAUCUUGUUAUUCAUAACCAGUUCGAUAGUGCAUCAUCACUUCAGAAGACUAUUGAUAUCAUUCGAUGUGAAGAAGAACGUAAUGCAGGAGAAAUCAUGCAACGUGCAUUUGACAACGCAGUUCAUAAGAAAGAAGAACGAAAUCGAAUUGAAAUUGAAAAUCUUCAUAACAAACAACGACUUGAAAUUUCACAGCUGAAAUCACAACGAAACAUUGAUAAGAAACCACUGAUUUACAAACUUCACAAUGUUAACAUUAAGAAAGACAUUCAAGAAGACAAUCUUAUUCGAAAUAAAUCGACUACAAGAAUCGACAGAAUUCCUAAUCAAAAACAAAACACGUCACGAAACAUCAACUUUUCAACAAAAGUCAAUCCACAACUUCUCAAUCUUCCAAAACUUGUUUUACGUGUUUCAACACGCCAAGAAAAGAUUCAUUCUUCAAAACCAUGA